This is a messenger RNA of Racocetra fulgida, 798 nucleotides long. Lineage: Eukaryota; Fungi; Glomeromycota; Glomeromycetes; Diversisporales; Gigasporaceae. The record is from the annotation of a GenBank genome assembly.
AUGACAAACUCACAUAAAAAUGAGAAAGUAAUUUGCAAAUGCAAAGCCUGUCUAAUAAUUAAUUCACAAGGUCGAAAACUUCAUAAACGGAUUAAAUACCAGCAUGAAAAGGCUGAAAAAUGCUUAUAUGAUAAAAAUGGCAUUAUUAUCGGAAAAACCUAUUACAAAAAAAAAAGAGUGUAUAAAUCAAAAAAUAAUCAAGAUAACAAAUUAAAACAAGAUGAAAAAAUGGAAUUAUAUGAAAAUUUUGAAGAGUAUGAGGAGUCAGAGCAAUAUAGCAAAUCAGAAUUAAUGAAUUUUCAAUAUAUUGAAAAUAUUGAAGGAGUAUUUGAUUCAGAUGCAGGAGUAAAUCAUAUAUACUACCCUUUAAAGCAUCCUACAAAAGAAGGUGAAGAAUCUUAUAAUACAAAGAAUCUUUCUUUACGUGAUCAUAAAUCAUAUUUAGACAAGUAUUAUCCACAACAAGUUGUUUGGAUUGAGAAUGGUGGUGAAGAACUUUGGGCACCUAAAUUAGAUUAUACUUUAAAUGAUAUAGAAUUUAUAGCAUUAUCAAAUUUUUAUAAAGCUAAUUUAGAUGAACAUAUUGCGGAAUAUGAACUUGAAGUCAAUAUUGCUAGGCCAAGAGAUUCUGAAAAGUAUGAAUUGCGAAAAUAUUUUGGUUGUGUGCAAUUUUAUUUUUACUAUAUGUUUCAAGGAAAAUAUCAAUUACUUGCAUACAUUCACAAUGUAAAAAAUGUGCGAAAAGGAUUAUAUAACUUAUAUAAUUUUGAAGAAUUCGGUGAAUAUGAGUUUGUAGAU